This is a messenger RNA of Triticum aestivum (bread wheat), 593 nucleotides long. RefSeq lists its product as uncharacterized. The transcript has a single exon. The record is from RefSeq and is a predicted model, not a curated record. Lineage: Eukaryota; Viridiplantae; Streptophyta; Magnoliopsida; Poales; Poaceae. Bases 77 to 364 code for a protein of 95 amino acids.
ACUACACACACGGCAACAGCAUCGAACGAAGCACUCACUCGAGCACCUCGAUAUCUGCAAUCCUACGGUUGGUCAGAUGGCCUCGUCCUGGGCGGCGGCGAUGAGCGUGGGCGCGGGCACGGUGGAGGCGCUCAAGGAGCGGCACGCCGGGCUGUGCCGCUGGAACUACCGCGCCCUCCCGUGCGUCCAGCAGCGCGCUGGUACCGCGGCCGCCGGGAACGGCAAGACCAUGGCGGCGGCCUCUACCGGCGGGGCGGCGGCCUCUGCCGGCGGGGCGGCGGCGAGGAGGAGGAAGGCGAGGCAGGAGCAGGAGGAGGAGCUCCGGACAGUCAUGUACCUCAGCAACUGGGGACCAAACAACUAACUAGCCGGUUGCUCAUCAGUCCCCUGUUCUUCCUAGUGGCCAGAAUGGUGCACCGUGCACAAGCUGCACCAGGUCGUCCGGCUGGAUCUGCAUGUGAACUGUGAACACAGCAUGCUCCUUCUCGAGCUUGUGUAAAAAGUACUCCCUAAAAGAUCUUUUACAGAGGGAGUACUGGUUAAACUGAAGAGAAGACGAAAUGUCCACAUCUAUGCCGCACACUAGAUUCCCA